This is a messenger RNA of Mytilinidion resinicola, 1497 nucleotides long. RefSeq lists its product as uncharacterized. The transcript has 4 exons. NCBI's taxonomy places the organism in Eukaryota, Fungi, Ascomycota, Dothideomycetes, Mytilinidiales, Mytilinidiaceae. Gene Ontology annotation, molecular function: zinc ion binding; DNA-binding transcription factor activity, RNA polymerase II-specific. The record is from RefSeq and is a predicted model, not a curated record. Gene Ontology annotation, biological process: regulation of DNA-templated transcription. The annotation marks the transcript as partial.
ACCCGUAGAGCUGGCAGCAAAGUGCGGACGGGGUGUUUGACCUGCAAAAUCCGACGCGUCAAAUGCGAUGAGAAAAAGCCCAGCUGCUUCAGAUGCACCAGUACAGGUCGGAAAUGCGAUGGGUAUCCCCAAGAUAUCAGCGACUUACAGUUUAAGGUUACCGUAUUCCAGCAGUUAUCAAAUCGCCGACCUGGGCUCCCUAUGCUGUCUGGUCUUGGCGACAAUGUCCAAUAUCUGGAAUUCUAUCAUGCUUGCGCUCGGCCAACACUAUCCAGCCACUUUGAUAGCGAAUUCUGGUCCCGUAUUUCCCUUCAACUGGCCCAAUCCGAGCCUGCCAUUCGUCACGCCCUGAUAGCUCUUGGCUACCUACACAAGACCGAGUCCGGCAACCUGAGAGAUGCACGCACGAGGUUCGCGGCUCGAUCUGAAAACAAGAUCCUUCUCCUCAACUACAACAAAGCUGUUAAACAUCUCGCUGACCGUAUGGUCGAGCCCUCCUACACCCCCGAGAUUGGGCUCGUCACGUGCUUACUAUUCAUCUGCAUUGAGUACAUGCGGGGAAACUGGGCGACGGCGUUCAUGCACUUGACUAACGGGCUAAACAUCAUAUCGGCAUGGAGAAAGACACAUGCAAUCAGCUCGUCGAAUGGGUCAGUUUCCCCGCAAUCUCCUCCAGGAAGCACGAGCAGCGUUUCGAGCAGCUCAGCAUCUUUGAUAGAAGAAAUGUUGUUGCCGAUCUAUAUUCGGUCAAUUGCAGCCGCACUCAUGUACGGCGUCCCAGUCGAAAAGGUAUCCGACCACCUUCCUACCAGCUUCGAGAUGCGACCUUUCACUACGAUUUUCGACGCACAAGUUUCUAGCCAUGAGCUACGGAACCUCUCUCUCCUUUUCAUCCGCGACUGGGGAAAGCGGCUUUUCGAAGGCGACAGAAUAGCAGAGAAAGACGUAGAGCUCCAGAGCUACCUCCUAGACUGCCAUCACUCCUGGCUGAGCGGUCUCGAAACCCUCGAACGCAACGGAGCCCUUUCAAAGGAAGACCGAACAAUAGCAAGCCAGCUCAGAGUCACGUACUACGCCACCUACAUCUUCAUCUCCUGCGUCACAGAGACCAGCCAAAUGCAGUACGACCAGCAUCUGGACACCUUCAAGGCUUUGGUCUACCACGCCAAGCUCGUGCUCGCCAUCGCCUCUUCGCCCUCCGCUCGCCCCGCAGCCAACUUCACCUUCGAAGGAUCUGUCGUCGCGCCGCUCUUCUUCUGCGCAAACCGCUGCCGCUGCCCCAUCACCCGCCGCGAAGCCAUCGCCCUGCUUGCUCUCAAUCCACCCAGAGAGGGUCUCUGGGACCCGCAGCAAAACGUCGUCAUUGCGACGCGCGCCAUGGAGAUCGAAGAGCGCGAAGUCGAUCCCGCGACGGGCUGGCCCGUCGACAGGACGCGGCUCUACAGCGUCGUCAUCGACGGCAACAUGGACGGCAACGGGCGCUUCUCCGCCCGCUUC